Molecule: messenger RNA, 864 nt
Organism: Malaclemys terrapin pileata
Lineage: Eukaryota; Metazoa; Chordata; Testudines; Emydidae
Product: C-type natriuretic peptide 1-like
Exons: 3
Coding region: 51-449 (132 amino acids)
Cellular component (GO): extracellular region
Molecular function (GO): hormone receptor binding; hormone activity
Source: RefSeq, a predicted model, not a curated record
GAGGAGCCAGAGAGACGCCCCAUCGCUGCGGGAGACAACACGACACAAAGAUGAACCCGAAGCUUAUUUUCUGCUGUGGAUUUCUGCUGCUGCUUCUCCUCAGCCAGGAUCAAGCGAGGGCCAAACCCCUCUCCAGUUUACAGAGCCUGUCCAGACUGUUAGAUGAAGAUCUGGAGCAUCCCCUGGCCUCAGAGGAGAUGGACCAAGAGCGAGAAGACAUGAUCCCAACAGGUGCCUUUGACCAACAGGACCCUGAGCUCCAAUGGGCCCGAAACUCCAGGGACCAGCCCGAGGGGGUCCCCAUCAGCGACAGUACUUUCCAGAGGCUCUUCAGUGAUCUUCUGGGGUCAUCCAGGAGAUACCGAGGCAGGAGCAAAAAGGGCCUGUCCAGGGGUUGUUUUGGUGUCAAGCUGGACAGAAUUGGCUCCCUGAGCGGACUGGGAUGCUAACUGUUCACUAUGGACUAAGAUUUUCAGGACCUAGAGGACCCGUUGCCUUUCAAGGAGAUGUUCAGCUCAAACUGCUCCAGCUCCACUAACUCCCCUGUAGACAUUGUACUGAACGAGUUCCUCCCGGGCCAUCCCCCACUAUACGGGACCACUAAGAAACUGGCCAUUGCUACAUUGUUUGUAUCACAGUAUUAACUUAUCAAAGCAGUUAUCGGUUCCAUUGAUUUGUCUUGGUUAUGUGCCAUGUGUAUGAAACGGUCAUUGUGUCAUGGAUGCUGAAAAUACGCUGGUUUUCAUCAUUUGGUGAAUGUGUUUCAAAUCUCCACUCUGAUUUUCUUCCUAGUUCAUCAUUCCUGAGGACACAGUGUUGCCCUGAUUUACAUUUGGUCAAAUAAAUAUGAACUAUUCAAAUUCA